This is a messenger RNA of Nanorana parkeri, 1932 nucleotides long. RefSeq names its product astacin-like metalloendopeptidase. Gene Ontology annotation, molecular function: metalloendopeptidase activity; zinc ion binding. Gene Ontology annotation, biological process: proteolysis. The coding region runs from base 1 to 1932 and encodes 643 amino acids. Lineage: Eukaryota; Metazoa; Chordata; Amphibia; Anura; Dicroglossidae. The record is from RefSeq and is a predicted model, not a curated record. The transcript is spliced from 15 exons.
AUGGACGCCAGCAUAUACAUCACCAUCAUUUCUUUCCUGUUACCUAAUCUGUUACCACUCCAGAUUUCUCUUGCAACAGACAGUCAAGAUGGUCCUAUUCACACUUGCGAAUGGGGCCAGUCUCUUGAGUCUCGUGAAUUCCUCUGUGAAACUCAUACGAUCUUCUGUGAGCGGGAGGCGCUGCACAAUACAAAGACAGCUGCCACCAGCCACAGCAGUUUGCAGGCCAUUCGCAUGCAUUUGCCCUAUGAGGGAGACAGCAAGAGGCUGAUCCAUCAUGGAGAUAUCGCUGUAAAAGUCAGUCGCAGUGCUCUGACCUGCCCGGGACAGUCAUGCUUCUGGCCAAAAUCCAGCUCUGGAAUUGUCACUAUACCCUACACCCUGUCUGCUGAAUACAACAGCAAGAGGCUGAUCCAUCAUGGAGAUAUCGCUGUAAAAGUCAGUCGCAGUGCUCUGACCUGCCCGGGACAGUCAUGCUUCUGGCCAAAAUCCAGCUCUGGAAUUGUCACUAUACCCUACACCCUGUCUGCUGAAUACACAUCCUCUGACUCUGCAAUCAUCUAUUCCGCCAUUCAGGAAUACACCUUGCUAACCUGCAUCCGUUUUGUGGAGCGUAUGACAGAGGCUGAUUAUAUCCAGAUCCGCUCUGUAGAUGGAUGUUGGUCCUACCUGGGGAGAAUUGGAGGACCCCAAGAUCUGUCGCUAUUCAACCCUGGCUGCCUAUUGAAAGGGAUUGUACAGCACGAGCUCAAUCAUGUCCUGGGCUUUGUCCAUGAGCACACCAGGAGUGACCGGGAUACCUACGUUGGCAUUGAAUGGGCACAUAUCUCAGAUGUAUACAAAAGCAACUUUGAGAUGACCCAGCCUCCAACCAAUAACCUGGGCCUGCCGUAUGAUUACGCUUCUGUGAUGCACUAUGGAAGAUAUGCCUUCAGCAAAGCUCCCGGAAAGGCAACCAUUGUCCCAAAGCCUGAUGCCAGGGUCUUCAUAGGGCAGAGGUAUGGACUGAGCAGCCUGGACCUUCAGAAGAUCAAUCGUCUUUAUCAGUGUGAUGUCUGCAGUUCGUUGCUCUGUGACCUGUCAGGAUCUUUGCACUCGGGAUAUAUAAGUUCAGUCAAUCAGAACAGAUCACAAUGUGUCUGGCUCAUUCGUGUCCCUGCAAACAAGGUGUUCCUGCAGUUUCAUACCUUUGAUACCUCUCCCAGCUGCUCCUCGGACUCUGUGAAGGUGUAUGAUGGGGCUACCAAGACAUCUCCUCUACUAAUUAACACUACCUGCAGGAUGAAAGAUCUCCCUCCGGUGUUGUCCUCAGGAAACCUGAUGUCCGUGGAAUUUUUAAGUGGUGGAGUUACAACAUUCACAGCUUCUUAUCAGACAGUGGCAUGUGGUGGAAUGCAAAUGAAGGAGACUGGAACUGUGACCUCUCUGGGAUACCCUACCAAGUACCUACCCUUCCAAGAUUGUAUAUGGUCUAUUGUGGCACCCACUGGGCAUAGAAUUCAGCUGAAUUUCGUCUCCUUUACGCUGGAGUCCUCCCGUAACUGCAUUUACGAUUACUUGUCCAUCUCGGACAGCUCUCGAUCUGGCACCUCGGUAUCAGACAGGUAUUGUGGGGCUAAGAAGAUGCCGUCACUGGUGUCCUCUGGGAACUGGAUGCUGUUGCAGUUCCACUCGGAUAAGUCAGUGCAGAGUACCGGCUUCCAGGUCACAUACAGAUGGGCAACCCAGCGUGGACGCCAGACGAGUGCCGGUCUCCUUGCCUACAGCCACACUCACCACAGCCUGCCUCAGUACUCACCACCCGAGAUUGGACCCCGGCUGACAAACCCUGGGACACUCCGAGCUAGCGUGGCCAGGAUCAAGCCACCCCGAACAGCAGGACGCCCAAACCGCAAGUAUUCCCCUCGGGCUUGCCACCCACAGGGGAUUUAA